CAUUAUCGCGACCUUGGCGUGUAAAGAUAUCAUCCUGUCGAAGCGAUAAGAACUUGAUCUGAAUGUAUAAAAAGCGGUGCGCUCUGCAGGGAAUUCAUACUGAAAAUUCAAAUCUCGCAAGAUGAAGUUGUUGGCUGUUAUUUUCGCCGUUUUGGCUGUUGUCCUGAUGACUACCGUUCCAGUUUUCGGAAACCUGCCGCAAUGUGAACACACCGCCGAUGCCGCUCAAGGUGGUAGCUAUCCAAUCACUGAGCUGAAGCGAAACGGCAAAAUUAAAUACAAUACCGCCCGAAGAGGUUAAUCAUAAAUAGAAACAAAAAUCGACUUUAUUUAAAUAAACAGAGAAUUCUAAAUAGUAAAAUGAUGCUUUUAGUUAUUCUAAAAAUAAUAAUGCAUAGUAUCAGGUUGAACGAUCUUCCCAUGACCGUAUGUUUGAUCUUAUUAAAUUUUAUCCAUCCUAAGAUGAACAAGACAUGUAUUUAUAGAUGAAC
Messenger RNA from Drosophila mauritiana, 491 nucleotides. RefSeq lists its product as uncharacterized. Lineage: Eukaryota; Metazoa; Arthropoda; Insecta; Diptera; Drosophilidae. Bases 122 to 301 code for a protein of 59 amino acids. The transcript has 2 exons. The record is from RefSeq and is a predicted model, not a curated record.